This is a messenger RNA of Punctularia strigosozonata HHB-11173 SS5, 675 nucleotides long. RefSeq names its product kinase-like protein. Gene Ontology annotation, molecular function: ATP binding; protein kinase activity. The transcript is spliced from 4 exons. The record is from RefSeq and is a predicted model, not a curated record. The annotation marks the transcript as partial. Lineage: Eukaryota; Fungi; Basidiomycota; Agaricomycetes; Corticiales; Punctulariaceae. Gene Ontology annotation, biological process: protein phosphorylation.
UUCUGCAGGGAAUCCAUCUUCUGGAAACGAUUGUCUCAUGAGAACAUCGUCCCCUUCCUUGGUACAUCCCCACGAUCCCACGUAUGCAUAGUAGCAGAAUGGAUGGAGCAUGGUGAUGUUUUAUCCUAUCUCGAGCGAUUUCCUCUCGCAGAUCGCAGACAGCUCAUAACCGAUGUCGCUCGUGGCCUGAACUACAUGCAUGCUAGCGGGGUUAUACACGGCGACGUGAAAGGACGGAACAUCCUCGUUGACGGAGAACACCAUGCCAGGUUGAGCGACUUCGGCCUGUCAACCACUAUCCUUGGGACAGAAACCCUUGCGUCGGUCACGGAAACUUCCGCAAACAGAGGUAGUCUGCGAUACAUGGCCCCAGAGCUACUGGAUCACACGGUGGACAGCGUCGCGCUGACCAUCAGAGCGGACGUCUACGGUUUCGCAAUGGCUAUGUGGGAGAUAUUCGAGGGAAGGAUACCUUUUCACGAGAUCAGAGUGGACUACGUCGUCGUGCUGAAGAUUAAGGAUGGUGUACGCCCUCCGCGUCCUGCGGACACGACGGGGCUCGGUCUCGAUGACGAGAUGUGGGGUCUGAUACAGGAUUGCUGGACUGCCGAUCCGUCUCAGAGACCUACCAUGAGCCGCGUCUUGGCUCGACUUACACCCCAUACACGUGAUUAG